Molecule: messenger RNA, 5552 nt
Organism: Xiphophorus hellerii (green swordtail)
Lineage: Eukaryota; Metazoa; Chordata; Actinopteri; Cyprinodontiformes; Poeciliidae
Gene: nphp3
Product: nephronophthisis 3
Exons: 27
Coding region: 613-4521 (1302 amino acids)
Biological process (GO): determination of left/right symmetry; convergent extension; kidney development
Cellular component (GO): ciliary inversin compartment; ciliary base
Molecular function (GO): protein binding
Source: RefSeq, a predicted model, not a curated record
AGCAUUGUAAUGCAUGAUAAUUAAGUCGGUUGGAAUUAAUUAAACAACCUACCAGUAGAGUAAACUCCUUCAAAACAACUAAAAGUCCAAUUUGACUUUGUUUGACUUUUUACGGCUUCCGUACUCUGAGUUUGUUACCAAGGCAGCCAGGAAGAAGCUGUGAAAAAGGGAGCGGACCGUUAUGUGCCUGUUUUUUAAAUCCUAGCUUCACAAGUAUUCUUUUCGACCCGAACUAGCAGUGUAUAAUAUUUCGAGACAAAAAUGUUUAUCGAAAUGGGUUUGUUGCAGUUUUUGCAUUUUUAGCAUGUGACAACAUCAAAUAGUUUGUUAAACGGCCACGUUGCGUUAUUUAAGUGUGUCUUUUCGUAUUUUAGUCUUAUAGGACUACUUAAAUAUAGUUCUAGUUGCUGGUGUUUUGUCACAUUUUGCUGCUUGUCUCUACUAUGUAAACAAGUUUAGUUUUGUAACUGUUGCGUUGUGGCAAUGUAGUGGAAAUAACCUCAUUCUUGUUUCAGUCUCGGUAGAUAAAAAUGUCCAUCCGCUCUCUGUUUUUCACGGCUCCGUAGCAGCUAUGUUGAUCUGAAAAAGCUAAUAUCUUGGAUCUUCGACAUUAUGGGCACCGCAUCCUCUUUGGUCAGUCCAGGAGAGGUGAUCGAGGAUGGAUAUGGCGGUGAGGGAGGGGAAGCAUGUGAGAUACCUGUUGAAGUUAAGCCCAAAGCCCGACUCCUUCGCAGCUCCUUCCGCCGUGGACCUCGAGUUAUCGGGGCCAGUUUCAAAUCCACGGGCUCCGUGGACCUGGAGUAUGCUGCAGAGUACGAGAGACUUCGUAAGGAGUAUGAAAUCUUUCGCGUCAGCAAAAAUAACGAGAUCACAUCCAUGCAGAAGAAGGAGGCCAAAUUGGACGUGGAGAACAAGAGGUUAAGAGCCGAGCUGCAGGCUCUUCAGAAAACCUACCAGAAGAUUCUCAGAGAGAAAGAAGCUGCUCUUGAGACAAAGUAUCAAGCUAUGGAGAGGGCUGCCACAUUUGAGCAUGACAGGGACAAAGUAAAACGGCAGUUUAAGAUUUUCCGAGAGACAAAAGAGAAAGAGAUACAAGAUCUGUUGCGUGCAAAGAGGGAUCUGGAGGCCAAAUUGCAACAGUUGCAGACUCAGGGUAUUCACAUUUUUAGCCCUAAUGACUCUGACUCAGAUGAUAAUCAAACCACUGUGACUGCUGUAGGAACUCAGUGUGAAUACUGGUCUGGCGGGGUGCUGGGAAGUGAACCUUCUAUGGGUAGCAUGAUGCAGCUGCAACAGACAUUCAGAGGACCGGAGUUUGCACACAGUUUAAUAGAUGUGGAAGGACCGUUUGCAAAUGUCAGCAGAGAUGACUGGGAUGCUGCGGUAGCCAGUCUACUUCAAGUGUCACCUCAUGUACCCCAGGCCUUAUGGAGUAACACCGUGCGCUGCUACCUAAUCUCCACACAAGAUACCAAAGCAGAGAUGGAGAUCUUUGUCAAGAAACACUCUGUAGUGUUACGGAGAAUGUGUGAGGGUCUGGGCCAUUUCUACCUAAACGUUUACUUCCCAGAGGAGAAUGCUGCUUCAUACGCUAUGGUGCGGAGGCAGGAAAUCGAGCGGAGUUCAAUAUGUGUGCUUCUUCUCAAAUCCACCGUUACAAGCCCUGUGGUGGAAGAUUGUGAGGAGGCUUUUGUUAAAAACCCAGAUGGACAUCCACUGGUGCUGUACCUCAGGACUGAAGAGGACAGGGGUUUGACUGGACCCAUUAGGCAGCUGUUGGAAAGGAUUAAUGCUGCAGACAAGGCUGCCAAAGUCAAGGUGGUGGAUCACAGCAGCUCUGCAGAAGAAGGGGCUAGCCUGAUUUCUGCUCAGCUAGAGAAAGUCAUCAAACAGGAAUUGUUGGGUUUUGAAGGAGGAGAUGAUGACUCUAAGGAUGCUGCCAUAGACGAGGGCCGUGAGGAAGACCUGGGAGACGUGCUUUGGGAUCUGCAUGACGAACAGGAGCAGAUCGAGUCCUACCAACAGGCUUGCAGCAGCACCACCUCCCAAUUAGGUUUUCAAAAGUAUAUAGAUCGUUUAAACGACAUGAUAGCUGCCCCACCUCCCACCCCGCCUCUGCUGGUGUCUGGCGGUCCAGGCUCAGGAAAGUCUCUCUUGCUUUCCAAAUGGAUUGAGCUGCAGCAGAAGCAAUCCCCCAACACUUUGUUCCUUUAUCAUUUUGUCGGCCGCCCACUUUCCAUAAGCUCUGAGCCAGUUCUCAUUAUCAAACGCCUCACAGUGAAGUUGCUGCAGCACUUUUGGUCCAUUUCUGGUUUAUCCAUGGAUCCCAGUAAGAUUUUGGAAGAGUUUCCUCGCUGGCUGGAGAGGCUAUCUGCACGGCACCAAGGAAACAUCAUCAUUAUCAUUGACUCAGUCGACCAAAUAAAGCAAGCUGAAAGACACAUGAAGUGGCUGAUCGACCCUCUUCCUGUAAAAGUCAGAGUGGUUGUGUCUGUCAAUGUAGAGACGUGUCCUCAGGCGUGGAGGUUGUGGCCCACACUUCACUUGGACCCACUUAGUGCCAGAGAAGUCAAGAGUGUAGUCAGUGCAGAGUGUCAAACCACGGAUUUCAGGCUCACCAAGGAUCAGGAGAAAAAGCUGGAAAGGCACUGCCGCUCUGCAUCGACAUGCAACGCAUUAUAUGUCACACUGUUGGCAAGGAUGAUCACCAGUUUUCAAUCUGGCUGGUCUCUGGAGAAGAGCUUGGAGCAGUGUCUGCAGUGUCAGGACACCUUGUCUCUGUUCCGCCUGGCGCUUAAAAUGAUGUUAAAGUUCCUCAACACAGACAGAGAGAGACACAUAAUGAAAGAGAUGCUGUGCCUUGUAUUUUCCAGCCACAACGGAGUGAGCGAGUCAGAGGCAUUAGAUCUUUUCCCAGAGCUAGAGUGGGCCGCUCUGUCUUCUCUGCUCUACCACCUGAACAGACUCUGCAUUGUGACCCUUCGCUGUGGACUCAUCAGGUUUCAGCACCUGCAGGCUUGUGAAGCUGUGAGGCUGGAGUUCCUAGGUGGAGGAAGUGGUUGUGCUUCUUACAGAGAGAAACUAAUCCAUUACUUCAACCAGCAGCUCAGCCAGGACUGCGUCACAUGGCGAGUUGCAGAUGAGCUUCCCUGGCUGUUCCAACAGCAGGAGGACAAAACCAAACUUCAGCUCAGUCUUUUGAACCUCUUUGUCUCCCAAAACCUUUACAAGAGGGGUCAUUUCUCUGAGUUGCUGGCUUAUUGGCAGUAUGUGGGCAAAGACAAAAGCUCCAUGGCAACUGAGUAUUUUGACUCCCUAAAAUGUUACGAGAAGAGCUGUGAAAGCGAGGACAGUAUGACAAAGCUUGCAAACCUUUACGAAACUUUAGGUCGGUUUCUCAAAGACCUGGGCCUGCCAAGUCAGGCUGUUGCUCCUUUGCAAAGGUCUCUUGAGAUCAGAGAGACAGCCCUGGAUCCCGACCAUCCCAGCGUUGCACGCUCUCUGCACCAGCUGGCUGGAGUUUAUGUCCAGUGGAAGAAGUAUGGGAAUGCUGAACAGCUGUACAAGCAAGCACUUGAGAUAAGCGAGAACGCCUACGGCGCUGAGCAUGUUGCUGUGGCACAGGAGCUGGAGUCACUCGCCAUGCUUUACCAGAAGCAAAACAAGUAUGAACAAGCUGAGAAACUCAGGAAGAGGUCAGUAAGGAUUCGGCAAAAGACAGCGCGACAAAAAGGUCAGAUGUAUGGAUUCACUUUGUUGAGACGUAGAGCCCUCCAGCUAGAAGAGCUGACCUUGGGGAAAGACUCUGCAGACUGUGCUAAGACGCUCAAUGAGCUGGGUGUCCUCUACUACCUCCAAAACAACUUGGAUGCUGCCAAGGUGUUCCUGGCUCGCUCUCUGGAAAUGCGCCAACGUGCCCUCGGUCCAGAUCACCCAGACUGCGCGCAGUCUCUCAACAACCUGGCCGCGCUGCACACAGAACGGAGGGAGUACGAAACGGCCGAGGACAUGUACGAGAGGGCGCUGGAGAUCCGCAGGAAGGCCCUGUCACCGGACCACCCCUCUCUGGCGUACACCGUCAAGCACCUGGCUAUGCUCUAUAAACGCAGAGGCAAGCUGGAGAAGGCCGUUCCACUCUAUGAGCUUUCUCUGGAAAUCAGGGAAAAAAGUUUUGGUCCCAAACACCCAAGUGUGGCCACAGCACUGGUGAACCUCGCUGUUCUCUACUGCCAACUGAAGAAGCACAGUGAGGCCUUGCCACUUUAUGAGCGAGCACUCAAAGUCUAUGAAGAUAGUUUGGGCCGCUCACAUCCGCGGGUCGGAGAAACCCUGAAGAACCUCGCUGUUCUAAGUUAUGAGGAAGGUGACUUUGAGAGGGCUGCAGAACUUUACAAGCGUGCGAUGGAGAUUAAAGAAGCAGAGCCGUCGUUGGUGUGUGGCAACGCUCCGUCACAUCAUUCCUCCAGCGGAGACACUUUUAGUCUGAAGACGCCUGCUCCUCAACCACAUGCUGCAAGGUGACUCUGUUUACUGCUAUCACUGCAGGAUGGUUUGCUAUAGAACAGCUAAAACUGAAAAUCCCAAUCUUUAUCAAAAGUGGAAUCAUUCACUGUGAUAGAUACUUUAUGAAGGCACCAGCAGAAUGCUUUGUGGAGGAAGAAGCAUAGCACAGAACAAUAAUGUGUUCAAAAACUGUACGCUGAAGGAUUUUUUUCCAAACAAACUUCUGAUAAAUUCAGGAAAAAGGUACAGGCAUUUUAUUGUUUGACUUUUUUCAUAUUUGCUUUGUGCACAUUCAAUCCAAAGCAGGAUGAGCAACUAUGAACGGCCUAAAUGUUCAGUUUUCCAGGAGACUGCUGGUGCAUUUGAGAUAAAUUUUUCUCUGCUCUAACUGUACACCUUUAUUCACUUUUAAUCUGGGCAAGUUUUCUCUGAAUAUUUUGUAUCACAACAACACUAAUAUAAAGGAAAACUAUUCUCAUCUGUGUCGUAAUGUUUGUGAAGCCCUCAGAAACUUUUAAAUAAGUAUUUUCAGAAAUUUAGUAUUUAAAGUUUACCUCAGCAGACAUCACUAUUUUUGCCUUAAAGUACCCUGAAAAUGUGCCAGUUAAUACUCUUAUGGCUUUCCAUUGUUAAUUUUUAUACACUUGUAGUUUUUUACUAUAAUAAAGAGAAAACACUAACAUCCAAGUAAAACAGGAUUUUUUUCUCAUGUUUAAACUCACUGCCCUCUAAUAAACGGGAUCAUGAGAUCUCAAGCACUUACAUUGUCAUGUUUACACAUUUCAAAGCUGUCAAUUUUUUAUCCAAACUGCAUUUUUAUAGUGAUAAUUGUUGAAAUAUUGUAAAUUAUGUUAAAGCACUUAUAAUGUCUAACUAACCUUGGAACAAGCAAGCACGGUUCAAAACAAGGUUUUAGUAUGUGUAAGAAAUGUUCUCAUGCCAACAUCAUGAUUUUUAUGCAAACCUCCCUCCCCCCCCGAAAAAAAACAAAAACAGAUAAGCUGUUAAAUUUAAUGACAAUAAAAAAAAAACAUACUUAAAAAAACAUG